AUGUCAUCUGCAUACGCACCACCAUCCGGUGCACCACCCACGACUCCCGCCCCAAAUACAGCUCACGAUGAAGACCCGUUUGAUCCACCUCCAGCAUAUACUCCCACCCAUCACGUUCAAGGUGAAACUUCACUUGAUGCCGGUCCUUCCAGGAUGGAUUUCUCGGGUCCACCACCUAUGCCCCAAAGAUUAGAAUCAAACAUCACUGGUGUGGGAGUGGGGUAUGGUAGAAGGGCUGAUCUAGGUUCACAGUCUACUGGUAGUUCGAUUGGUCCCCAACCAACAGGAGGAUGGAAUGCACCUCCUUUACCUCCCAGACAUCCAUCUACGUCACAAGCUCCACCCAAAGCACAAGACCAUCCAAUGAACAGUCACGCUGGACCGUCCAGACCACCACCUCCUGCAACGCAAGAUCUGUCGCCGACUGAAGCUCCAACUCCAGGAAGACCAUUAUUAUGGAGAGGUCAACUACUGGUAUAUCCAAAAGGGUUUUGGUGUCACAAGUGUAGUAAUACAGGGUAUAAAGCUAAUGACCCUUCGAAUCCGCAUGAAGCUGAUUGGAACAAAUAUGGUAAAACGUACAAUUCAGCAUUGUCCAUUUCGUAUUUGCAAUCCACUAGGGCUUAUUCAAAUCCAUCAACAUUGCAAUCAUCCAAUUUUCAAAAACCGUUACCUCUUCAUCACCCAACCAAUCCAUAUGGUCAUCUACCUCCUCCUCCAGGUGCUUGGGGUACGUACCCAGGCCAAGGUGCUCCCCCGCAACAAGGACAACAGGUUUUCGUACAACGGACAGCAGGAUAUGCCCCUCCAGGUGCUUUGGUGGUACAUCCGGGAGAUCCAAGGAUCGGUGGAAGGGUAUUUUAG
Messenger RNA from Kwoniella shivajii, 864 nucleotides. RefSeq lists its product as uncharacterized. Gene Ontology annotation, cellular component: cytoplasm. The coding region runs from base 1 to 864 and encodes 287 amino acids. Lineage: Eukaryota; Fungi; Basidiomycota; Tremellomycetes; Tremellales; Cryptococcaceae. The transcript is spliced from 3 exons. The record is from RefSeq and is a predicted model, not a curated record.